CUGUUUUCUUUCGACGAGCAAAGUAUUUGUUAUUUGGAUUAUUGCAAGCUCAUAAUCUACCUCCAAUUCUUAUCAGCAACUUAGUUAUUUUUAAUUUGCCGUUUAACUUUAUUCCCAUUUGACCUUUUUUCACUAUUGUCAUGAGCAAAACUGUCAACAUGCUUCGCCUUGCUCUACUCCAGUUAAAAGUCUCAAAAGACAAAGCUACAAAUAUACAAAAUGCACAAACAAAGAUUGCACAAGUUGUCAACGAUUCCAAACCACGAAUUGUUGCACUUUCCGAAUGUUUCAAUUGUCCUUAUGGCACCGGUUUCUUUCGUCAAUAUUCCGAAACUAUUCCUGAUGGGGAUACUUGCAAAGCUCUGUCGCAAAGUGCCAAACAACAUGGAAUUUAUAUUAUAGGUGGAACUAUUCCCGAAAAAGAUGAAAAUGAUUCUAUUUAUAAUACUUGCACUGUUUGGGAUCCAAUGGGUAAUCUAAUUGCAAAACAUAGAAAGGUUCAUCUUUUUGAUAUUGACAUUCCCGGAGGUAUUCGAUUCAAGGAAUCUGAAACCUUAUCCGCUGGUGAUCAAUUCACCAUCAUUGAAAUUGAUGGUCAUAAAGUGGGAAUUGGUAUUUGCUAUGACAUUCGUUUCGAAGAAAUGGCAAGGAUCUACCGAAACAAAGGCUGUGAAAUGUUAAUUUAUCCGGCUGCUUUCAACAUGACCACUGGACCACUGCACUGGGAACUGUUGCAGCGAUCCAGAGCUAAUGACAAUCAGCUUUUCGUCGCUACCAUAUCACCAUCUCGAGAUGAAAGUGCAGGCUAUGUGGCUUUUGGUCAUUCGAUGGUCGUCGAUCCAUGGGCAAAGAUCUUAGCUAGUGCUAAAGAGAGCGAGGAAAUAGUAAUUGCUGAUCUAGACUUUACCUUAGUGGAAAAAGUCCGCCAACAGAUUCCAGUUUUCAGUCAAAGGAGAACUGAUCUUUAUUCAACUGAAUCAAAAUCUUAAUCAAAUCUCUUGCUUUUUUUCAUUUGAUUGCAUUAAAAAUGUGAUUUUUAUAAAUAUUUUAUGUCCUUAACAGGUUUCUUUAUUUUUACAUAUAGAAAUAAAAUUGUUCAUAUUCUUAUAAACUAAA
Episyrphus balteatus (marmalade hoverfly) is the source of this 1116-nucleotide messenger RNA. Its product is annotated as omega-amidase NIT2. Gene Ontology annotation, cellular component: mitochondrion. The transcript has 4 exons. Gene Ontology annotation, biological process: oxaloacetate metabolic process; L-glutamine metabolic process. Gene Ontology annotation, molecular function: omega-amidase activity. Lineage: Eukaryota; Metazoa; Arthropoda; Insecta; Diptera; Syrphidae. Bases 141 to 989 code for a protein of 282 amino acids. The record is from RefSeq and is a predicted model, not a curated record.